Messenger RNA from Apodemus sylvaticus (European woodmouse), 939 nucleotides. It is a transcript of the gene Nkx1-2, whose product is annotated as NK1 homeobox 2. Gene Ontology annotation, molecular function: RNA polymerase II cis-regulatory region sequence-specific DNA binding; DNA-binding transcription factor activity, RNA polymerase II-specific. Gene Ontology annotation, biological process: cell differentiation; regulation of transcription by RNA polymerase II. NCBI's taxonomy places the organism in Eukaryota, Metazoa, Chordata, Mammalia, Rodentia, Muridae. The record is from RefSeq and is a predicted model, not a curated record. The transcript has 2 exons. Gene Ontology annotation, cellular component: nucleus. Bases 1 to 939 code for a protein of 312 amino acids.
AUGCUGGCAUGGCAGGACGGUGGGGCCAAGGCGGCCCCUUCUCACCCUUCUCACAAGAUCUCCUUCUCGGUCCUGGACAUCUUGGAUCCGCAGAAAUUCACGCGAGCUGCCCUCCCGCCGGUGCGUCUCGCCACUGCCCUGGAAGCCAAGAAAAGUUUAGAGGAGGUGGAAGCAGGGGAAGAUGCCUGCUCGGGGAAUCCAAUCCGGGCACAGGAGACCCCUGACCCGGUGGGCCGAGGCAUUGACCCCGCAUCCCCGGUGGAGGGUUCCGAGGCGGAAGAGGAGGAGGAAGCUGAGGAAGCGGGCCGCGCGCAACAGCCAGAGCGCUGGCAGGAGGUCCACCCGCACUCUCCAGAGGCCCGGGCAGUGGCGGUGGGAUCGGAGGAGAGCGGCACGGAUGGCCUCCCGGCGUCCCCCGGCUCUCCCGGUUCCCCGCGGCCCCGACGCCGGCGAGCAGAAUCCAGCUGCGCCAAGCCACGGCGCGCGCGCACUGCCUUCACCUACGAGCAGCUGGUGGCCCUAGAGAACAAGUUCCGAGCCACCCGCUACUUGUCGGUUUGCGAGCGCCUGAACCUGGCGCUGUCGCUCAGUCUCACGGAGACGCAGGUCAAAAUUUGGUUCCAGAACCGCAGGACCAAGUGGAAGAAGCAGAACCCAGGGGCCGACGGCGCGGUGCAGGCGGGAGGUGGUGCGCCUCAGCCUGGGACACCCGGCGCGGUAGCAGGGGGCGGUGGCAGUACCACUGCCACUGGGAGUAGUCCUGGCCCGCCGGUUCCAGGUGCUCUGCCCUUUCAAACUUUCCCCACCUAUCCUGCGGCGACCAACGUCCUGUUCCCUGCCGCCGCCUCCUUCCCGCUGACGACCGCUGCCACCGGGAGUCCUUUCACUCCUUUCCUUGGACCCUCCUACUUGACCCCUUUCUAUGCUCCACACCUAUGA